UUCUUCCCUCUCCCUGCUUUCCCCUCCCCCACUUUGCACCAGAGAAGCCAAAUUUAGGCAUGCUUUACAGUUUGAGGACUAAUCUGAAAGAGGAAGAAGAAUCUGUAUACAUUGGCUAGCAUAUAUGCCCUGCCCUCUUUCUUCCUGAAAAUCUUAGCAACCCAUCUUUUCAAAGAAGCUUGCGUAAACAGGCACCCUGUAAACGGAGUGUGCUUUCAAGACCCUUCAGGGUAUUCAGAUUCACUAUGCAGCUCACCAAGACGGUUAGCUCUCCAAGGGACGAAUAGAUUGGAUUUAAUGAAGACUUGGAGUGUGCUUCUGAGAAUAAAUGCAAAAGGACCCCGAACUGUCAAUCUUGAAGGCAAAAGGUCUAGUGGAAUUGGGGUGGGAAUUAUGACUAUGACACAAAACAAUAAAUGAAAAUUAUCAAGAAAGUAAAAACAAAACACUGCAGGACAUCAAUGGAGAAAUGUACUAAAUUGGAUUGAAAGGAAGAGGAAUGGUUUUUUGUUUGACCGGAAAUAAAAGAAGAAGUACUAUUACUACCUUCACUUAAUAGAAGACACCAGCCAAGGCUUCAUCUGAAAUUACGUCAUAAAAAGCACUGACCACUAACUAGGAACAUUCGUGAAAGGCACUGCAGUGUCAGAAAGAGGUACCAAGGAGACAGUCCUAGAGAAACAUGGAUGGAGUCGGGAAUCUGACAUUAUCUGCUGCCAAUAACAACACGUGCAAUGACACUAUUGAUGACUUCCGCAAUCAAGUGUAUUCCACCUUGUACUCUAUGAUCUCUGUUGUGGGUUUCUUUGGAAAUAGCUUUGUGCUCUAUGUCCUCAUAAAAACAUAUCACAAGAAGUCAGCUUUCCAAGUAUACAUGAUUAAUUUAGCAGUAGCAGAUCUACUGUGUGUGUGUACACUGCCUCUCCGUGUAGUCUAUUAUGUUCACAAAGGCAUUUGGCUUUUUGGUGACUUUUUGUGCCGUCUCAGCACCUAUGCCUUGUAUGUCAACCUCUAUUGUAGUAUCUUCUUUAUGACAGCCAUGAGCUUUUUCCGGUGUAUUGCAAUUGUUUUUCCAGUACAGAACAUUAAUUUGAUUACACAGAAGAAAGCCAGGUUUGUAUGUGUUAGCAUUUGGAUUUUUGUGAUUUUGACCAGUUCUCCAUUUCUUAUGUCCAAAACUUACAAAGAUGAGAAAAACAAUACCAAGUGCUUUGAGCCUCCACAGGACAAUCAAGCUAAAAAUUAUGUUUUGGUCUUGCAUUAUGUGUCAUUGUUUAUUGGAUUUAUCAUUCCUUUUGUUAUUAUAAUUGUAUGUUACACAAUGAUCAUUUUAACCUUACUUAAAAAUUCACUGAAGAAAAAUCUAUCAAGCCGCAAAAAAGCUGUAGGAAUGAUCAUAGUUGUGACAGCUGCCUUUUUGAUUAGCUUCAUGCCAUAUCAUAUUCAACGCACCAUCCACCUUCAUUUUUUACACAAUGAAACUAAACCUUGUGAUUCUGUUCUUAGAAUGCAAAAGUCAGUGGUCAUAACCUUGUCUCUGGCUGCAUCAAAUUGUUGCUUUGACCCUCUCUUAUAUUUCUUUUCAGGGGGGAGCUUUAGGAGAAGACUGUCUACAUUUAGAAAGCAUUCCUUUUCCAGUGUGACUUAUGUAACCAAGAAAAAGGGCUCUUUGCCAGAAAAAGGAGAAGAAACAUGUAGAGAAUAAUUUAAAUCCAUUUCCAAUGAAAAUCAUUGAAAAAAGUUUCCCAAAUAUUACCUCAAAUUAUCUACAAAAAAUGAGUAUUUCCAUUAAUAAUUUAUAAGUACCUAACUGCAUGUAUUCCUAUAAAUAUAUCUCAUUUAUGAAUCCACACUGUUAAAGGUCCUAAGGAUAUUUUAAGUUUUAAAAAUUCAGCCCACAACUAUUUUUUUAAGAUUUAUUUAUUUAUUUAUUUGACAGACAGAGAUCACAAGUAGGCAGAAAGGCAGGCAGAGAGAGAGGAAGGGAAGCAAGCUCCCUGCUGAGCAGAGAGCCUGAUACGGGGCUUGAUCCCAGGACCCUGGGAUCAUGACCUGUACUGAAGGCAGAGGCUUUAACCCACUGAGCCACCCAGACACCCCUCAGUCCACAACUAUUAACUAAAUUAUAAGUCGUUUUUUGAUCAUUCACUGAAAGGUGAAGAACAUUUUUGUCUUGGCAUUGUAAAAAAUGGAUCUGAGACCAAAGUUUUUUCCCUCAAAUAAAAGCUUCACAAAGGAUAAGAACUAGUCCUUUAAGAUACAAAAUUAGCAAUUAGUCCCCAAUCACUCUAACAUAUUCUUUUGCAUGUGUGCCGUUAGAUGAAAACUGGAAUGAUCCAGGAGUUACAUAAAAUGUCCUGUCACCCUCUUCCUUUGUAGUAUUGAAUGACUAGGCGAAGUAGGGCCAUUUCUUCCAAAACAGAAUAUGCAAGUGCUAGAACACCCUAGUAUGCAGCCAAAUGGCCCUAAAGUUUCCAGGUUGCAUAUUGCAACCUGAGUAGUAUGAACUUGGUCAAAAGCUAGUUUGUGUCCAAUUUCCUUCUGCUCCUGACCCAGGCCCUCAAAAGAGAAUGAUGGAGUUUUUGUUGCUUAUUGAAGUUCUUACAGGGAAUUCUCUUCCUACAAUUCUUCCUUAAGAACCAAACAACUGACAGUCCCAUAUAUGAACAGAAAUAAUUUAAAAUUUAUCUAAAGAAGAGGGAAAGGAUUUUACUUUUCUACAGACUUAUUGGGAUCAAAACUACCUACAGUGGGUUUUUGAAUAAAAUCUGAAUGUUGAUACUAUAAGUUGUUUUGGAAGAACUUAUAUUUAUGUAACUAUAUCAGAGAUUUUGCUCUAUGACAUGCACUUAUGCAUGGAAGUUAAUUAUAAGUUUUAUUAUUAUUUUAUACUUUUUCUUCUCUAUUGGCAAGUAGAUAGAAAUAUCAAGAUGUUUAUGUCGGGUUUUAUAUUACAGUGGAAGCUUUGUUCUUUAAACACACCAACUUGGUUGAGGCUGAAAUAUAAUAUUCAUGGGCAAGCUUCUGCUGAAGUGUGGUCUGUUCCUUCACUCUGUGUUUCAAAAAGCAUAUUACCUCAGAGAAAAUGAUAAUGGUGAAGAAAAAAUCUAUGAAAGGAUUCUAUCUGAAUCUUCCAUGUGUAUGUUAUUUCUAUUUCACUUCUAAUGUCGCAACCCUUUAGGAAAACACUCAAAACAAAAAGAAAGAGGACCUCUAAGGCAUAGUAUAUCUAAUUGGUAUCCAUUUAUUUUUAACAUACCUGAGAUUUGGCAGUAUCUACAUUUUAUCCUAUACCAUUUUUUUCCCUGUUUGAGGUGAAGAUCAAACAUAAUACCUAUCAAAACAUUCAGUCCUCAUUUCUCGUGUUCUUAGCUUUCUGCUAUUCCAUAAGUAUAGUGUAAUGGAAGAGCACUACAUUGGAAGCCGAAGACCUGGUUGCUAAUCUGGUCUCUAGUACUUACUAGUGGUGUAACUUUAAGCAAGUGACAUGAAUUCUGAUUUUCAACUUCUUCAUUUGUAAAAUGGUAAUAAAAACACUUGUCUUGCCUUUUUUUACAGGGCAUUUUUGAAACUCAAAUGUGAUCAUAACAUACAUAUGUAUAUUAACAUUCAUAUGUUAAAGUUUUACCUUUAAUUCUACAGUACUUAUAAAUGGUUUUGUUACUUAAAUAUACCGAUUCAUAUUUACAACAUCGAUUCUAAAGUUUGAAAGAUUUAGAACAAAAUAUGGACAUAAUUAAAUUCUAAUGCAAAUUUAGAAACCUUUUGUCUUACUUAUUCCCACUUCUGUGUUUUCUUAUGUUCUCACUUUUGCUAGCAGUCCCACUUUCUCCCACAGAGAAGCAAACCAACAAUCUAACCACAAAUUUGUUUUUAUUCUUUAGAUCAUUUAUGUUUAUAUCUUGUAUGAAACUGUUUAAUAAUUAUUUUCUAGUUUUUUCUUAUGUGUAAGUAUUUUCUCCCAAAGUGGACUUAACACUUUAUGGAAUUAUCAAUUCCUUGAGGUUGAAAACUAUGCCUUUAAAUCAGGGUACUUAAUUAAUGACCUUUUAUUCUGUUUUAAGUAUUUUAUUUAUAUCAUCUCAUUUAAUGUUUAUAAUUGCCCUGUGAUAUAUAUACUAUUCUUACUCCUAUUUUUCUGAUUUAAAAACUGAGACACAAAGAAAUUAAGUAACUUGCCCUUUGUCAGACAGCUAGUAAGGAUCAGAACUAGGAUUCAAAUCUAAGCACUCUGACUCCAGAACUCAGUUUCUUAAUUUGCUAUGCUUUCCUGCUGAACCAUUUUCUACCUUCAAAAUAAGGAGUAAAAGUGAAGGUUUUUUUAAAUGAUUUAUUUGUUUAUUUUACAAAACAGGUUUAAAUAACUAUAUGCUUAAUUUUUUAGAUACAUGAACACAAGUACCCUGAACUAAAGCCUAUGAUUUUAUUUGGAAAAACAUCUUAAGAAUAUUAUAUACUAUCCUAGAAUAUUGAAUUUGAAGGACUUUAGUGUUUAUAAUUUCUAAUGUCUAUAUAAUACUCUGUGGAAUUACCAUGCCACAGUCUUUACAUACAUUCCUUUGGUUUCUAAUAGUCCUUUGAAAAUACAUCAGCUAUUCCAGCUCAUUUUCAUUAUACAUUUGGUGUUUUUAUUUUGUUCAGCCAAGAGUUUCAGCAUUCAAAAAAUAAUGUCAAAUAUUAAGGCAAUGCUUUGUAUUUUAUUCUCCAGAAUAAACAUAAAUGGUUUUGUAUACUCA
Mustela lutreola (European mink) is the source of this 4736-nucleotide messenger RNA. RefSeq names its product cysteinyl leukotriene receptor 1 (gene CYSLTR1). The coding region runs from base 683 to 1705 and encodes 340 amino acids. Gene Ontology annotation, biological process: G protein-coupled receptor signaling pathway. Gene Ontology annotation, cellular component: plasma membrane. The record is from RefSeq and is a predicted model, not a curated record. The transcript is spliced from 4 exons. Gene Ontology annotation, molecular function: leukotriene receptor activity. Lineage: Eukaryota; Metazoa; Chordata; Mammalia; Carnivora; Mustelidae.